CGUUGUUCACCUUCGUGUCCAACUGAAUUUUAUAACUCUUCGCCAGCUGCCUUUGUACUGCCGCCGAUUUUACGAUUCAUCGCCAGCUACCCUUCUUUCUUUUUUUUGGGUUGGGCACAAGUGAAAUUUCCAGCGCAAACAGCGCUAUACACACGCAAAGAUGGGUAAUUCGGCGUCGUGCCCAGUACACGACCUUUCCGCAGAUGCUACCUCGCCAAGUUUCGGGUCCAUGACCUUCUACACAUUUGACAUGAUACUGGGCGGCGCAUCCGCUGCGUUUGCUGUCAUCGCUAUUUUCCUGCACUUGCUUAACCACGCGACACAUCUCAGCGUGCCCCGCGAACAACUAAAGAUCAUGAGAGUCGCUCUUCUCGUCCCCUCCUACUCCAUCAUCUGCUUCCUCUGCAUCUGCUUGCCCAACGCUGCCGUCUACCUCCUCCCUUGGCUUGACGUCUUCACGGCCAGCUGCCUAGCCGCCUACUUCCUCCUUCUCUGCGAAUAUGUGUCGCCCCACGACCAUGGGAGGGAUCUCUUCUUUUCUACUAUUGAGCUCAAGGAUAAGAGGGCUCGAAAACAGGGGAUGGACGGCGCGAAAUGGUUCCGACAACGCUGGAUUUGCGUCUUUCAAUACGUCCUCAUUUCGGUGCUAUGCGCAAUCGCAACCGUCGUGACCGAAGCAGUCGGCGUCUUUUGCCAGUACAAGAUCAUGCCGCGCUACGCCAAACUAUGGCUCGCCAUUAUCGACAGUAUCUCGCCGACCAUUGCCUUCGUAUCGGUGGUAUUCGUCGCACUGACCAUGAAGCCUCAUAUGCCGCAGCAGAGGCUUAUUUUCAAGCUUCUUUCCGCUAAGCUUGUUGUUGGCCUCGGUUUCACUCAAAGGAUUAUCUUCUGGAUCCUCGAAAGUACCCCCGUGCUGAAUCCCACCGAUAAGCUCACCUACGCCGACUUAAACAUUGGCAUUCCGGCUCUUCUCAGCUGCCUGGAGAUGGUUCCCAUCUCUCUCCUCGUCAUCUGGGCGUACCCCGUGGCCCCUUACAAGUAUGGGCCGGCUGGCGAAGCAUGCGAGCGCGAGCCUGGAGAAACUUAUCCCAGGACGUAUCAGGGAGGGUUUCUCGGAGUCAGGGCAUUCAUUGAUGUGGUGAAUCCCGUCGAGACCGCUAAGGGCGUCGUUAUUGCAUUUCAGCUGCUCAUUGGACGGCAACCCAGCCUGUCUAUGGCCCGUAGAUAGUUGCCGCGAGAUUGGCUUGGCGUAUAUUAUAUAGAGGCGGCGUCGAGCGUUGUUUUAUCUUUCCUGUUUAUUGAUCAUCUCGGC
Molecule: messenger RNA, 1312 nt
Organism: Pseudogymnoascus verrucosus
Lineage: Eukaryota; Fungi; Ascomycota; Leotiomycetes; Thelebolales; Thelebolaceae
Exons: 6
Coding region: 161-1228 (355 amino acids)
Biological process (GO): transport
Molecular function (GO): transporter activity
Source: RefSeq, a predicted model, not a curated record